Molecule: messenger RNA, 3511 nt
Organism: Salvia miltiorrhiza (redroot sage)
Lineage: Eukaryota; Viridiplantae; Streptophyta; Magnoliopsida; Lamiales; Lamiaceae
Product: DExH-box ATP-dependent RNA helicase DExH10-like
Exons: 17
Coding region: 197-3187 (996 amino acids)
Biological process (GO): RNA catabolic process; maturation of 5.8S rRNA
Cellular component (GO): nucleus
Molecular function (GO): ATP binding; RNA helicase activity; RNA binding
Source: RefSeq, a predicted model, not a curated record
AUUAUUUAGAUUAGAUAAAACACCCAUCAUUCUUCUUAAACCCUAAUUCCCCUUCUCCCUUCUCUGCAUCUCCAAUUCCAGAGUUUGGGGACACAACAACAGAUUCAAGAAAAGAUAAGUGGCGAUACUAGUAUAAGCUGGGAGAAGUAAAAUUUGUGGAUCUGUUUUUAGCAAGUUGAACUUUAAGUAGCAACAGAUGGACGGUUCUCCUACAUCCAUUAAAAGGAAACAACCAGAAGAGGGUUCACAAGAACAACAGGAAAACCAGGUGCAAGACUCUGCCUCUAAGAGGCGUAGCUUAUCUAGGACUUGCGUGCAUGAGGUGGCAGUGCCAAGUGGAUAUGUUUCAACCAAGGAUGAAUCAAUUCAUGGCACCCUUGCAGAUCCCAUAUAUAACGGGGAGCGAGCUAAGACCUACCCAUUCAAGCUUGAUCCUUUUCAGGAGGUUUCUGUUUCUUGUUUGGAGAGAAAUGAGUCUGUUUUAGUCUCUGCUCACACUUCUGCUGGGAAAACUGCAGUUGCGGAAUAUGCAAUUGCCAUGGCUUUUAAAGAGAAGCAAAGAGUCAUAUAUACUUCUCCUCUGAAAGCUUUGAGCAAUCAGAAAUACAGAGAGUUGAGUCAAGAGUUUUCAGAUGUUGGAUUGAUGACAGGUGAUGUCACACUGUCACCUAAUGCAAGUUGUUUGGUGAUGACUACGGAAAUCCUCAGGGGAAUGCUUUAUAGGGGUUCUGAGGUACUGAAGGAAGUUGCUUGGGUCAUAUUUGAUGAAAUACAUUACAUGAAGGAUCGUGAAAGAGGUGUAGUUUGGGAAGAAAGUAUUGUCUUCUUGCCCCCUGCCAUCAAGAUGGUUUUUCUUUCAGCUACUAUGUCAAAUGCAACUGAGUUUGCCGAAUGGAUAUGCAAUAUACACAAACAGCCUUGUCAUGUGGUCUACACAGAUUUUAGGCCGACACCUCUACAACACUAUGUGUUUCCUGUGGGUGGAUCUGGUUUGUAUCUUGUAGUUGAUGAGAACGAGCAGUUUAAAGAGGGUAACUUUUUGAAGCUCCAGGAUACUUUCAAUAAGCAAAAUCCUGUUGAUGGGAGCAAGAGCGCGAAUUCCAAAGGCAGUGGCAGAAUUGCUAAAAAUGGAAAUGCUUCAGGCGGUUCUGACAUAUACAAAAUUGUCAAGAUGAUAAUGGAACGGAAAUUCCAACCAGUCAUAAUUUUUAGUUUUAGCAGAAGAGAGUGUGAGCAACAUGCCAUGUCCAUGUCCAAACUUGAUUUUAAUACUCCAGAGGAGAAAGAUGUUGUGGGGGAAGUGUUUCGAAAUGCUAUCCUAUGCUUGAGUGAGGAGGAUAGAAAUUUGCCUGCCAUUGAAUUAAUGUUGCCAUUACUUCAGCGAGGCAUUGCCGUUCAUCAUUCUGGUUUGCUUCCUAUUAUCAAAGAACUUGUAGAGCUUCUCUUCCAAGAAGGGCUUGUUAAGGCCCUAUUUGCCACAGAAACGUUUGCCAUGGGGUUGAACAUGCCUGCAAAAACUGUUGUUUUCACAAGUGUGAAAAAAUGGGACGGUGACAGUCAUCGUUAUAUCGCAUCUGGUGAGUAUAUCCAGAUGAGUGGUAGAGCUGGACGUCGUGGUAAAGAUGAGCGGGGUAUCUGCAUUAUAAUGGUCGAUGAUAAGAUGGAGAUGAAUACACUUAAAGACAUGGUUUUGGGCAAACCAGCACCUUUGGUCAGUACUUUCAGGUUGAGCUAUUACUCAAUUCUAAAUUUAAUGAGUCGUGCCGAGGGACAAUUCACAGCUGAGCAUGUUAUCAGAAACUCCUUCCAUCAAUUUCAGCACGAGAAGGCUUUACCUGACAUUGGGAAAAAAGUCUCACAGCUCGAACAGGAAGCUGCUGUGCUUGAUGCUUCUGGAGAGGCUGAGGUGGCUGAGUAUCAUCGACUUAAGCUUGAGUUGGCCCAACUUGAAAAGAAAAUGAUGGCAGCAAUAACACAACCUGAAAGAGUUCUCUCUUUCCUUCUACCUGGUAGACUGGUUAAGGUAAGAGAAGGAGGAACAGAUUGGGGUUGGGGUGUUGUUGUCAACGUGGUUAAGAAACCACAAGCUGUAUCAAGUUCUAUGCCAGCUGCACUUGCUUCUUCACGUGGUAACAACUAUAUUGUGGAUGCCCUGCUCCACUGCUCUAUGGGCACAAGUGAAAAUGGUUCUCAACCAAAACCUUGUCCUCCUCGUCCAGGAGAAGAAGGUGAAAUGCAUGUGGUUCCUGUUCAGUUGCCUCUUCUUUCUGCAGUUAGCAAGCUUAGAAUAUCUGUUCCGUCCGACUUGCGGCCAAAAGAAAGUCGGCAUAAUGUUCUCCUUGCUGUGCAACAGCUUGAAAAGCGCUAUCCCCAAGGUUUUCCGAAGCUUAAUCCAGUGAAGGAUAUGGGAGUUGAUGAGCCAGAAUUUGUUGAGUUGGCUAGCCAAAUUGAGGAGCUUGAGCAGAAAUUGUUCACUCAUCCACUGCACAAGUCGCAAGAUGUACAUCAGAUUUCAAGUUUCCAGAGAAAAGCAGAAGUCAAUCAUGAAAUUCAACAGCUAAAGUCAAAAAUGCGUGAUUCUCAGCUUCAAAAAUUUCGCGAUGAACUUAAGAAUCGAUCACGGGUUCUGAAAAGACUGGGCCAUAUUGAUGGUGACGGCGUUGUUCAGUUGAAGGGACGUGCAGCUUGCCUUAUAGACACUGGAGAUGAGCUCCUUGUCACAGAAUUGAUGUUCAAUGGUACCUUCAAUGAUCUUGAUCAUCAUCAAAUUGCAGCUCUAGCUAGUUGCUUUAUUCCUGGGGACAAAUCGAGUGAACAGAUACAUUUAAGAGCUGAACUUGCUAAACCAUUGCAACAACUUCAAGAUAGUGCCAGAAUGAUAGCUGAGAUACAACGUGAGUGUAAACUCGAAAUAAAUGUGGAUGAAUACGUUGAAGCAUCAAUUAGACCCUUCUUGAUGGAUGUGAUUUAUUGUUGGUCAAAGGGAGCAUCUUUUGCAGAUGUUAUUCAAAUGACUGAUAUUUUUGAAGGUAGCAUCAUAAGGUUGGCUAGAAGGCUUGAUGAAUUUUUAAAUCAGUUGAAAGGUGCUGCUCAUGCGGUUGGCGAGUCUGGUUUAGAGGAGAAAUUUACAGCCGCUAGCGAAAGCCUUCGUCGGGGGAUAAUGUUUGCGAAUUCAUUAUAUCUUUGAAGUGAUUGAAACUACUGAUAUGUUGCUGCAAGUGAAGAACCUUGACUACCGAUGAAGCUGUAUGUGUUUGCCUUUCUGAAAUUAGAUAUAGGUAACAUAUUCUCAAUUUCUAGAAUUUAGAUAGCUAACAACAUACUUCUCUCUAUUAGCAAACCACACUCCCAUCCCCUAAAAAAGAAAAUGUUGUAGCCUUUAAUCUGUAUUAUAUAUUCAGGGGAAAUGUGGAAGAGGGGGGCGCUGGGUGAUAGUUUUUUGGUAGAUUAGCAAAAAAUUGUGAAAUUGAAAGAGAUUUUUUUGAAUGAAGAUUCUUUAUUGUCAUGGCCA